AUGGCGGCUUCUGAGGCGGCGGCGGCGGGUCCCGCGGCUCUGGCCUCGGGCACCCCGGCCGUUCUGGCGGCUGCGAGGGGAGCCGCCGCCGCCUCGGGCUCGUGGGGGCCCCCUGGACGGCUGAGAGGCAGCCGGCCGCGACUCACGGCCACGAGCCAGCAGCCCGCAGCUCCAGUGCCGCCGGCCCGGGAACUGAUCCAGCCGUCGGUGAGCGAGCUGUCUCGGGCCGUGCGGACCAACAUUCUCUGUACCGUGCGCGGCUGCGGCAAGAUUCUCCCCAACAGCCCGGCGCUCAACAUGCACCUGGUCAAGAGCCACCGCCUGCAGGAUGGCAUAGUGAAUCCAACAAUAAGAAAAGAUUUGAAAACUGUACCGAAAUUCUACUGUUGUCCAAUUGAAGGAUGCCCCCGAGGCCCUGACAGACCAUUCUCUCAGUUUUCUCUUGUAAAACAGCAUUUUAUGAAAAUGCAUGCUGAGAAGAAGCAUAAGUGUAAUAAGUGCAGCAAUUCCUACGGCACCGAGUGGGACUUGAAAAGGCACGCAGAGGACUGUGGCAAGACCUUCCAGUGCACGUGCGGCUGUCCUUAUGCUAGCAGAACGGCACUGCAGUCACACAUCUACCGGACUGGCCACGAGAUCCCUGCAGAGCACAGGGAUCCACCUAGUAAGAAAAGGAAAAUGGAAAACUCCAUGCAUACCCAGAAGUUAUCCAGUCAGACCAGUGAAUCACUAGUGAAUAAGCCAGCCCCUGGAUCAGACACUCAAGAACUAGAGUCUUCAGAAAUAAAACUAAUAGCUUCUUUUGAAGAUUCUUGCAGCUCUAAUGCCAGAAAACAGACUCUUACAACACCUCCAAGAUAUCCUCAGAAGUUGCUUCUGCCGAAGCCCAAGGUGGCACUGGUUAAACUGCCUGUUAUGCAGUUCUCUCCUAUGCCUGUCUUGGUGCCUACAGCUGACUCCUCGGCCCAGCCUGUGGUGGUAGGAGUCGAUCAUCAGGGCUCUACCACAGGUGCUGUACACUUGCUUCCCUUGUCGAUAGGAACCCUGGUUCUCGGCCUUGACUCAGAGGCUUGCUCUCUUAAGGAGAGCCUUCCCUUUUCAAAAAUUUUAAGUCCUAUUGCUGUUGAGCCAGUUAGUACAGGUGUCCAAGUGAACUUGCGGAAAAGUCCAUCUAAUACCUUACAAGAACCAGGGAAUACAUGUCAAAAGAACAGCAUUACUUCAAUCAACAUACAGACAGAUCUGUCUUAUGCCUCACAAAACUUGAUCCCUUCUGCACAAUGGGCUGUCUCAGAUUCCUCUGUGUCAUCUUGUUCGCAGACCGAUUUGACCUUUGGUUCUCAAGUUUCACUUCCCAUUAGUGUUCACACACAGACAUUCCUGCCCAACUCUAAGGUAACUUCAUCGAUAGCCGCACAGACCGAUGCCUUUAUUGAUGCUUGUUUCCAGUCUGGUGGGAUCUCCAGAGAAACCCAGACCAGUGGAAUGCCGAGUUCUGUGGAUGACCGAGUGCAGAUGGACCAAGUUGCAAUGUGCGGAGACAUGUUUGAGAGUGUCCAUUCAUCAUACAGUGUUCCCACAGACAGUAUGAUAAGCAACGGUUUAGUAGCAGGUACUGUAACUCAUCAUGGUUUGUUACCUCACCAUGACCCAAAGAUUCUAAAUCAAGAUAUGGAGAAAUCUACACCGGUGAUAAACUUCAGUGCACAAAAUACUAUGCUUCCCUCACAAAACAUGACGGAUAAUCAGACCCAAACCAUAGACCUACUAAGUGACCUAGAAAACAUCCUGUCAACUAACCUGCCUGGUCAGACACUGGAUAACCGCAGUCUACUACCUGAUGCGAAUACCGUACCUGACACACAGCUCCCAUCCGGCCCAACUCAGAAUCCAGGAAUCGAUUUUGAUAUUGAAGAGUUUUUUUCAGCCUCAAAUAUCCAAACUCAAACUGAAGAGAGUGAACUUAACCACAUGAAUACUGAGCCAGUCUUAGAAUCACUGGACAUAGAGACCCAAACCGACUUCUUACUGGGAGAUCCCUCUACUCAGUCUUACAGCUGUAGGGAGAAUUCUAACUUCUUAGGUCUUGAAAUGUUUGAUACGCAGACACAGACAGACUUAAACUUCUUUUUGGACAGUAACCCUCACCUGCCUCUGGGAAGUAUUCUGAAACACUCCAGCUUUUCCAUGAGUACUGAUUCAUCAGACACAGAAACCCAAACAGAAGGGCUCUGCACUGCUAAAAACAUAGCUGCUCUGGAAAGCAAAGUACAGUUGAAUAGUAUAGAAACCCAGACCAUGAACUCUGGUCUGGAAACCUUGGGGAGUUUAUUCUUCACCAGCAAUGAAACUCAGACAGCAAUGGAUGAUUUUCUCCUGGCCGAUCUGGCCUGGAACACAAUGGAGUCUCAGUUCAGUUCUGUAGAAACCCAGACGUGUGCAGGACUACACACAGCCUCUGACUUCUGA
Messenger RNA from Orycteropus afer afer, 2469 nucleotides. It is a transcript of the gene ATMIN, whose product is annotated as ATM interactor. Gene Ontology annotation, cellular component: nucleus. Bases 1 to 2469 code for a protein of 822 amino acids. Gene Ontology annotation, biological process: regulation of transcription by RNA polymerase II. The record is from RefSeq and is a predicted model, not a curated record. NCBI's taxonomy places the organism in Eukaryota, Metazoa, Chordata, Mammalia, Tubulidentata, Orycteropodidae. The transcript is spliced from 4 exons. Gene Ontology annotation, molecular function: DNA-binding transcription factor activity, RNA polymerase II-specific; transcription cis-regulatory region binding.